Messenger RNA from Alternaria ventricosa, 2313 nucleotides. RefSeq lists its product as uncharacterized. Gene Ontology annotation, molecular function: oxidoreductase activity; protein binding. The coding region runs from base 1 to 2313 and encodes 770 amino acids. The transcript has 7 exons. The record is from RefSeq and is a predicted model, not a curated record. Gene Ontology annotation, biological process: regulation of actin cytoskeleton organization; TOR signaling. Lineage: Eukaryota; Fungi; Ascomycota; Dothideomycetes; Pleosporales; Pleosporaceae. Gene Ontology annotation, cellular component: TORC2 complex; TORC1 complex.
AUGGACCCUGUAAAUCCCAACCAAAAGGCCCGAACCACGCAGCAAUACGCCUUGUUUCAGCGAAAGAACUUUUGGAAAUCCAAUGAGGGUGAGGUACCGGUAUUCAACACAGAACCGGGCAAACUCGAAGAAUUAGCAAAAGAGAAACUCAGCCAAGGUGGCUGGUUCUACGCGUCUUCAAAUGCCGGCCAAUCGCACACCCAUACCGUAAACAGACAAGCGUUCUACCGACAUCGAAUUAUCCCGCGUAUGCUCGUAGAUACCAACCAGCGCGACACUGCGACCGAGAUAUUUGGACACAAAGUUCCUGCGCCGAUUGGAUUUGCGCCUGUUGGUAUCAACAAGAUCUACAACCCAGAGGGCGAGCUACCCGUAGCAAGAGCCGCGGGCGCCUUGGGGCUACCAUACUGUCUCUCGACAGCAGGCUCACAGAGCAUAGAGGACGUAGGCCAUGCCAACGACGAGGGCGUGAGGAAAGGACAAGGCGACACAGGCACCGCUGCCGGUGGCGGCGAGAAGGGCGUGAGGUUCUUCCAGCUCUACAUGCCGCACGAUGACGAGCUUACUCGUUCGCUCCUCCAACGUGCUGUGGACAGCGGCUUCACAGCCUGCAUCCUAACGCUUGACACUUGGCAGCUCGGAUGGCGACACGACGAUGUCGCAAAUUCGAAUUACGCCUUCUACCAUGGGCUCGGUGCGGAUCUGGGCCUGACAGACCCCGUCUUCCAGAAGAGGCUCAAGGAAAAGGGUAUUGACCCCAAGACACAGCCCAACGAAGCUGGCGCGCUCUGGAUCGAUAACGUAUGGCAUGGGCGCGCGCAUACGUGGGAGAAGGCUGUGUGGGCGAUGAAACUAUGGAAGGAGCUCAGUGGUGGUAAGCCGUUUUCUCUGAAGGGCAUUCAGAGUGUCGACGAUGCGAAGAAGGCUGUUGAUCUGGGCUUCGAUGGCAUCGUUGUGAGCAACCACGCUGGAAGACAAGUCGACGGCGCAGUCGCAAGUCUUGACUCUCUUGAGAAGAUUGUUGAUGCUGUCGGCGACAAAAUCUACAUCAUGUUCGACUCUGGCGUCCGUUCCGCAUCCGACGUCUUCAAAGCGCUCGCUCUGGGCGCAAAGUUCGUAUUCGUUGGCCGUCUGUGGAUCUGGGGCCUUUCGAUCAUGGGCGAGACGGGAGUUGACCAUGUUAUGCGCGGUCUACUAGCUGAUCUGGACAUCUUGAUGAAUGUCGGAGGGUUCAAGAAUGUUGGGGAGAUUACGAAAGAUGCGCUGGAGAGUGGACCGAAGAGUUAUCCGCUUAUGCAUACGGCUAAAAGAGACCCUGUAAUCAAGAUGUCGGUCAUUCUAUGCACAGCCGGUUACGACCAUACCAUUAGAUUCUGGGAAGCGCUCUCCGGUAUAUGCUCCCGGACUAUCCCGCACCCUGACUCCCAAGUCAACCGCCUUUGCAUCUCGCCCGACAAGCGAUACCUCGCCGCCGCCGGUCACCAUACGGUCAAGCUCUACGACAUCAAGUCGACGAACCCGAAUGCGAUCCUCACCUUCGACGGUCACACCUCCAACAUCACCGGUGUCGCGUUCCACUGCGAGUCCAAGUGGCUGGUCACAUCGUCUGAAGAUGGCACGGUCAAGAUCUGGGACACGCGAUCAGGCAACGUUCAGCGCAACUACACUCAUGGCGUUCCGGUCAACGACGUCGUCAUCCAUCCAAACCAGGGAGAGCUCAUCAGCUGCGACCGCGGUGGUAACGUGAGGAUCUGGGACCUGGGAGAGAAUAAGUGCUCUCACCAGCUCAUUCCAGAGGACGACGUCAGCGUGGCUAGUGUUACGGUUGCAAGCGACGGGAGCAUGGUCUGCGCUGGCAACAACGCCGGCAACGUCUACGUUUGGCGCAUGAUCCAGCGCAGCGAUACCACCUCGAUCCUCCCCAUCUGCAAGUUCGUGGCCCACACCACCUACAUCACCCGCGUCCUCCUGUCCCCCGACGUCCGUCAUCUAGCCACUUGCUCCGCCGACCACACAGCGCGUAUCUGGUCCGUCGAUCCUACCGCUCCUCAUAACGUCACGCCUACCGACAACCUGCCGGCAGCUAGCGAGCGCGACCCAGCUGCCUUCCCUCUAGAGACUACGCUACAUGGUCAUCAGAGGUGGGUCUGGGAUUGUGCCUUCUCAGCCGAUAGCGCCUACCUCGUUACCAGCUGCUCAGACCACUAUGCUCGGCUGUGGGAGCUUGGUAGCCAGAGCAUCAUCCGGCAGUACAACGGACACCACCGUGGUGCUGUCUGUGUCGCGCUCAACGACACGGCCGUCGGUAACUAG